Molecule: messenger RNA, 756 nt
Organism: Penicillium robsamsonii
Lineage: Eukaryota; Fungi; Ascomycota; Eurotiomycetes; Eurotiales; Aspergillaceae
Product: GPI anchored serine-threonine rich family protein
Exons: 2
Coding region: 1-756 (251 amino acids)
Source: RefSeq, a predicted model, not a curated record
AUGCAUUUCUCGAAGAGUGUUAUUGCCAUCAUGGCUUCGCUCGUGACCCUUGGCCUCGCUUCCAACCCUCUUCGCUUCACUUCCUGGCCCAAGGAGCCCCUCGAGGCUGGCAAGCCAGUCACCCUCACAUGGAUUGGUGCCGAUGCUGAUCAGCCUGUGACCAUCCUCCUCCGCCAAGGUUCCUCGGGCGACCUGCAGGACGUGAAGCCGAUCACUACUGAUGGCAAGGGCGGUAUCUUCACCUGGACACCUGACAAUGAUGUCAAAAGCGGAAAUACCUACGCCUUCCAGAUCAGACAGAAAGACAAGACUAACUAUACCGCUCUGUUAAAGUCGGUCGGCAAGCCCCUUGCCGAUAUCCCCGAAGCUAAAGAAGUUAAGAACACCGCAUCCGAAGCUAGCACUGCUGCUUCUACUAAUACAGCUACCGGAACUACCACGGGCGCUACCAACACUACUGCUGCCCUCAACACCCAGACCAUUGGUGGUACUACCCAGGCGACACAAGGAACCCAUACCACAAUGACCAACGCUGCCAGCAAGGCCCUCAUCAGCUCUUCUGCCAACCAAUCUGGUAGUCCUUCUAGCUCUAUCGCUGCUAGCUCAACUGAGAGAAUGAUGGUCACUGGCACUGAGGUUGUCAAUGGCAAGGAAGCAUCCUCCACUGGAAGCAGACAAGCUGGGGCCGCUUCUGUCCCGCAGUGCUCUGUACAAUUGGUAAUGGGUAUUGCUGGUCUCUUGGCAUACCUUGUCUAG